Rhincodon typus (whale shark) is the source of this 1004-nucleotide messenger RNA. RefSeq names its product ras-related protein Rab-40C. Gene Ontology annotation, biological process: intracellular signal transduction; protein localization to plasma membrane. Gene Ontology annotation, molecular function: GTPase activity; GTP binding. Gene Ontology annotation, cellular component: endosome; plasma membrane; synaptic vesicle. The record is from RefSeq and is a predicted model, not a curated record. Lineage: Eukaryota; Metazoa; Chordata; Chondrichthyes; Orectolobiformes; Rhincodontidae. The annotation marks the transcript as partial. The transcript has 5 exons.
CUUUCAGGAAUUGACUACAAGACCACUACAAUCCUGCUGGAUGGCAGGCGUGUAAAGCUAGAGCUCUGGGACACUUCAGGUCAGGGGCGGUUCUGCACAAUCUUCAGAUCCUAUUCCAGAGGUGCACAGGGUAUACUCUUAGUUUAUGACAUCACUAAUCGAUGGUCUUUUGAUGGGAUUGACCGCUGGAUCAAGGAGAUUGAUGAGCAUGCUCCUGGUGUGCCAAGAAUUUUGGUCGGUAACAGGUUACACCUCGCCUUCAAAAGGCAGGUUCCCACUGAACAGGCACGAGCCUAUGCUGAGAAAAAUGGGAUGACAUUCUUUGAAGUCAGUCCGCUCUGCAACUUCAACGUGACUGAGUCAUUCACCGAGCUGUCUCGGAUUGUGCUGAUGCGACAUGGUAUGGAAAGGUUCUGGAAACCAAACAGAGUCUUCACACUGCAAGACCUUUGUUGCCGAGCCAUUGUUUCUUGUACACCUGUUCAUCUUAUUGACAAACUACCACUACCUGUCGCCAUAAAAAGUCACCUCAAGUCUUUCUCCAUGGCCAAUGGAAUGAAUGCUGUAAUGAUGCACGGCCGUUCGUAUUCGUUAGCCUCAAGUAGCGGUGGAAGCAAGGGCAACAGCUUAAAGAGGUCCACCAAACCCCCACGACCACCACAGAGUCCACCUCAGAGCUGCACACGCACUAACUGCAAAAUCUCUUAGCGAAAAUGUUUUGUUUCAAGCUCUCUUGUUUGGCAGGAACUUUGUCAGCUGGUCAAGCUUGGAACCUGAACUCCUAUGGAAGUUCUUGCAGCUUCUUACUGGACCAAAUGAAGAAGUACUCUGCAUUUUUCAAAGGAAUUUCUUUCUUGUUGAUCAAUGAGUAAACACGCUAGUUGAAACAGACACUCAUGACAUUUUGUUUUUGACAAUUUGCACUGAAAUUUCGAACUAGUGUUGUAAGGAGGCUUGCAGGUGCCACUGUUAAUGAAGCGUCAAGCAGUUUGUUUUUUAGGAAG